UCAUUGGCUAAGAGACCUGCCAGGCUGCCAGCGUACGCUAGCCAAGUCCCUGAGUAGGCCUCCUGUUUUCCCCCACGGCCCACGCUAGCCAAGUCCAGGUUCUGAGGUUCACAAAUCACAACCCUAGUUGGCGGCGCUCAGAUCCGGUGGCAUCCUCCUCCCGCGUCCCUGUAGCGGCCUCCGACGACGACCUUGUAGCGGCAGCGUGUGGCGGCAAUCGUCCACCGGUGUUCCUCAGGCAGCCGGCCAGCGGCGGACGCGUCCAGGCAUCGAGAUCCUGUUCCUUCGACGUCCAGGCAUCGGGCGCGUCCAAGUGUGGUGGCGCAGCGGCGGGCGACCUCCUUCUCCAACGUCGAGCUCUUGUUGUAGUCUAAGCGGGGAAUUCACGGGGAUUUUUCUCCGUUGGGGCCCGUAUACCCGAACGGGGACGGGGAAAAACCUUCCCCACGACUGGGGACGGGGAAAACCGGUGUCGCGGGGACGGGGGCACUGCCCCGCCGGGGAAUGGACCCGUUGCCAUCCCUCGUGGGAUGGGGACCGGGGACGGGGAACGGGGAAAAACCGGUGUCGCGGGGACGGGGACGCGGGCACUGUGUAACAUCUGGCCCACUUGUAAAGUGGUGACACCGCAGCCCAGUCCAUGGCCCAAGUCGAGAUGCUGAUACAAAAGGACAUUCAGAACACGAGAGGGGCAUCAAAGAGAAUAUCCAGAACAGUUUUCCAGUCGUCUUCCUCGUGGAGAAGCGGCCAGGCGAGUUUGUCGGAGUCUCACGUCCCGUUCCUCGUCGACGGUGGCCACGGGACGUGACAAGUGGUAUCAGAGGCUUCGGGUCCUCGGCGGUGCGGUGUGGUCACGCUCUCUCGACAGCGGUCCUGUUCGGCGGCCACGAUUUUGCGAUGCUAGAGUUCCUUAUCUGACCGUUCGCGACGUCCUACAACACCUCAUCGGCGUUCGUGGUGGACGGUGUGGCGAUCAGUUUGGAAGGUCUUGGCGGCGGUGAUUAGUGGCGAGUGAAGGCGGAAGACUGGAAGCUCUUCACCUGUUCGACAUAAGGCGUCCCCAGAGUGCAGGACAUCAAGACGGCUACCAUGGUCGCGCACCACCAGAAGACGGUGAUCGGCGGCGGCGCGCUGGAGUCGCCACCGGACCUCGUGAACUUCCUUGGCGGCAUCGACCCGUGUGACGGAAGACAGAGCGGGUCGAGGGAACUGUGGAACGACAUCCACUGUCGCUUGGUGGAGCCCGCGGCAUGGGACGUGCUGGAGAACUUCGAGCAGAGGUGGAAGAAGCAGGACAAGGGCGACAACCUCCUAGUGGCGCUGAACAGGGCGUGGGCGGAGCUGCCGGAGAACAAUGGUUGGGCGAAUCCACGGUCUGGAGAAGGAGGGCGUUGGUGGGGACUUGAUGGACAGGGCGACAGAGGUAUGGCUUUUCCAGUGCUCGAUGAAAUGCCUCACGAUGGCAGUGAGGCGGUGAUUGUUCCAUUCUCUGAAGGUUUUGAUUAUCCAAUGUUCGAUGAAAUGUCUGCUGAGGAGGUGGUCUGGGAUGCAGAAGUGCUACUUGGUUGUGAUUCACGUGGCCUAUGUCAGCGGCUUGCUCAUGAGGUGGGUGACCAGAUGCACAGCGCUUGCGAGAAGGAUGUUGUGCCUGAUGCCCCAUGGAUGUUUGUUGGAAUGUCACAGCAAGCAAGUACACACCCAGUGUUCAGGGAAAUGGGUCCUAAAGUUGCAUGGGAUGAGGAGAUGCAAACUGAAAGUCACAUGCAUGAAGGUUUACUGAAGCAGCUUGCUCAAGGUGGAGAAGCCUUAAAAGAAUCAGCUAACAAGGAUGAUGUUGGUGAUGAUGUGGGGGCUCUGAGAGGUGAAGAAGCCCUAGUAGAAUCGACCAAGAAGGAUUCUGAUGUUGAAGAUGAGGCCAGCAGGCCUCACCCACCGAGGGAGGUUAUGCCAGAUGAUUCACUUCUGGUGGAUGAGCCGGAUGAAGGUCCAGCCAGGUCAUGGAUGCGCAGUGGGAGGGGAGCUAUGCCAUGGUUGAUAGGUUGUUUGGAUAUGCAUGGACCAGCAGCAUGGGGCCUGAGUGUUGGAGCAUCUGGUUGGGGUCAUCAGGGUGGUAUUUCUACUUCACUCAUGCCUAGGAUGCAAACUACUGGACCAAGUUCUAAGGGAGGAGCUGACAUUCAGCCUAUGCAGGUUGACGAGAACGUGAGCUAUAUAAGUGGACUAUCAGAGUACAUUGAUGCUUUACAGGAAAUGGUUUUUUUCCCAUUGCUAUAUCCAAUUUUUUUUGCAAACUAUCACAUCACUUCUCCAAGAGGCGUUCUGCUUUGUGGUCCACUAGGCACAGGAAAGACGUUGGUUGCCCGUGCAUUAGCUUGUGUUGCCUCCAAAGCUAGCCAGAAGGUCAAUUUUGAUAUGCGCAAAGGAGCUGUUGUUCUUAGCAAAUGGGUGGGUGAGGCUGAAAGACAGCUAAAGCUAUUUUUUGAGGCAUCUCAAAAAAAUCAACUGUCCAUUAUAAUUUUUGAUGAAAUAUAUGGCCUGGCACCGGUGAGGUCUAGCAAGCAAGAGCAGAUUCACAAUUCAAUUGUUUCAACAUUGCUUGUUUUAAUGGAUGGCCUUGCUUCUCGUGGGCAAGUUGUUUUGAUUGGAGCAACUAAUAGAAUUGAGGUCAUGGAUGGGGCAUUGCGUAAACCUAGCUGUUUUGAUCAUGAGUUUUAUUUUCCUUUACCUGACUCUGAGGCUCGAGCAGAAAAACUGGAUAUUCAUACAAAAAAAUGGAAGGAUCCUCCACCGAGGAAACUAAAGAUGGAACUUGCUGCUAGCUGUGUGGGCUAUUGCGGAGCUGAUUUGAAGGCAUUAUGUACAGAAGCAGCUAUUAGAGUAUUUAGAAAGACGCAUUCUCAGGUUUAUGCUAGUGAUGCCAAGUUCUCCUAUGAAAAUUUCAAUGGAUCAACUCCAAUACUAUACAUUGUGAAGGAUAUGAAUGAGCCAUCCAUCUUCAAUGGCUCUGAGGUCCUCAUGCCAAAGGAUGCAAUGCACUAUGGAGAUGUUGAACAUCGAGAAAUGCAUACUAUACAUGGGUACUACUUUCAUAUGGCUACCGUGGCUGGACUUCUCCAGCGAGGUGAGGGAAAAGAUAGACCCUUUGUUUUGUCAAGUCAAUGGUAUAGUGCGGUUUGGAUAAUUAGACCUUGGAAUCCAGGUCUACAACUAUAACAUGUUGUUGCUUGGGGACAAGCAACAUUUCGACGGGGCGAUAAUGUAACAUCUGGCCCACUUGUAAAGUGGUGACACCGCAGCCCAGUCCAUGGCCCAAGUCGAGAUGCUGAUACAAAAGGACAUUCAGAACACGAGAGGGGCAUCAAAGAGAAUAUCCAGAACAGUUUUCCAGUCGUCUUCCUCGUGGAGAAGCGGCCAGGCGAGUUUGUCGGAGUCUCACGUCCCGUUCCUCGUCGACGGUGGCCACGGGACGUGACACACUGCCCCGCCGGGGAAUGGAUCCGUGGCCACCCCUAAUGCAUAUUUAGUACUAUUGGACGUUCUUUUGUACUGAUGACAAGGUUAGGUUUAACUGAUGCUUUCUGGAAAAACUUGAGCUGUAUAUCCUAGUUCCUAUCAUGAAUCACCAACAUUAUACAUUUUUUUGUCAUUUGUGAACAAUCCAUAUUGAGGUGAACCCUGCAUUUGGAUCUGAUCUAAUUACAAGUGUAUACAUGUAUUAUACUAACUUCGACUGUUUUGCACACAAAAAAAAUAUAUUGGGUGUGCAUGUGUACCCCCAUGUCGUCCGCCCCUGCUAGCUGAACUUCAUCUUGUGUUUCAUAGUCACUCGUUUAGUAGAGUGAUUUUUAAGAAUUGAUUCAUCAUGAUACUCUCUUCAAAUUUGUACUCAAAUUAUUUUACUCUUGUGUCAGUGCUGCCUCCAGUUUAAUGCAGUUUCCGCUCCUGUUUUUAUUGUUAAUUAUUGCUCAUUCUAGGUGUACUCUUUGCAGAGCAAGACUGAAGUUAAGGAAGCAGCAGAACCAUGGCAUCCCGUUUCUGGGGACAGGGGGACAGUGAGUCUGAGGAGGAGGAGGUGGAAGAAGUUGAGUCAGAACAGGGCAGUGAUAGUGAUGAUGAUGGAGGUCGAGGUGGUGCGGGACGCGGUGCCCAAAACCGAUAUUUGAAGAAUCAAGAAGAUGACAGCGAUGAGUCUGAUACAGGUCACCGUGUGAUCCGCUCCCUGAGGGACAAGCGCAACGAGGAGAUGAGAUCUAUUGUUGAUCAGAUGCGUAAUGCAAUGAAGAUCAAUGACUGGGUGAGCUUGCAGGAGAGUUUUGAGAAGCUUAACAAACAUCUUGAGAAGGUUGUUCGUGUCAAUGAAUCUACUGAGGUACCAAAAAUGUAUAUCAAAGCUCUUGUGUUGCUGGAGGACUUCCUUGCCGAAGCCCUUGCAAACAAGGAGGCCAGGAAGAAGAUGAGCAGCAGCAAUUCGAAGGCACUCAAUGCGAUGAGGCAAAAACUCAAGAAGAACAACAAGCAGUAUGAAGAGCAGAUCCAGAAGUGCAGGGAGCAUCCAGAGAGUUUUGAAGAUGAAGCUGCAGAUGAUAAAGAUGUGGAUGAUGACGAUGCUGAUGAAAGUGAUGCAGAGAUUGAAGAUCCUGAUAAAAUAGCUAUGUCAGAAUCAGAAGAGGAACAAGAUGAAGAGGAUGAUGAUAAGGAUGGUUGGGAACAGAAAAGGAGUAAGAAGGAUAAGCUGAUGGAUAAGCAGUUCUUGAAAGAUCCAAGUGAAAUCACAUGGGAUAUUGUCGAUAAGAAACUCAAAGAGAUUAUAGCAUCUAGGGGAAAGAAAGGUACUGGAAGGAUCGAGCGUGUUGAGCAGUUAACAUUUUUGACCCGUGUGGCCAAAACACCAGCUCAGAAGCUUGAAAUCCUCUUCCAUGUGAUUUCUGCGCAGUUUGAUGUUAACCCUAGUCUACUUGGGCAUAUGCCAGUCAAUGUGUGGAAGAAGUGUGUCAAUAAUAUGCUUCUUGUGCUUGAUAUACUCCAGCAGUAUCCUAACAUUGUAGUAGACACCUCAUUUGAGCCUGAUGAGAAUGAAACUCAAAAGGGUGCAGACUACAAUGGAACAAUACAUGUUGUCGGUGACCUGGUUGCAUUCCUUGAGAGACUGGACUCUGAAUUUUUGAAGACCUUACAGUGCACAGAUCCAUACACAAAAGAUUAUGUUCAGAGGCUCAGAGAGGAACCCCUGUUUCUGGUUGUCGCACAGAACGUCCAAGAUUAUCUUGAAAGGGUUGGAAACUUCAAAGCUGCUGCCAAGGUUGCACUGCGCCGUGUUGAACUAGUUUACUACAAGCCCCAAGAAGUGUACGAUGCAAUGAGAAAACUCGCAGAGCAGCCUGAGGACUGUGUGGAUGAUGAUGAUGCAGAGGCUGGUGAUGAACAUAAAGCAGUAGAUGACAAUAGAGGACCAUCACCAUUUGUUGUGAUUCCAGAGGCUGUGCACAGGAAGCCUACUUUUCCAGAAAGCGGUAGAACUUUGAUGGAUGGAUUGAUGUUCUUAAUUUACAAGUAUGGGGAUGAAAGGACCAAAGCCCGUGCAAUGCUGUGUGACAUAUAUCACCAUGCGAUCUCUGAUGAGUUUUCAGUGGCUCGCGACUUGCUUUUAAUGAGUCAUUUGCAAGAUGGUAUUCAGCUCAUGGACAUAUCAUCGCAGAUUUUAUUCAACAGAGUCAUGGCCCAGUUAGGGCUGUGUGCUUUCAGGGCUGGUUUGAUAAAUGAAGCCCAUGGUUGCUUGACUGAGCUCUAUUCUACUGGGAGGGUGAAAGAAUUGCUUGCACAAGGUGUGCAACAAAGCCGAUACCAUGAAAAAACUCCCGAACAGGAAAGACUUGAGAGGAGAAGGCAAAUGCCUUACCAUAUGCAUAUAAACCUGGAGCUUUUGGAAGCCACACACUUGAUCUGUGCGAUGCUGAUUGAAGUCCCCAAUAUGGCUGCCAGCACCUAUGACAAGCGGAGACCUAUGAGCAAAACAUUCCGAAGGCUUCUUGAAGUGAGUGAAAGGCAGACAUUUGUUGGGCCGCCCGAGAAUGUGAGGGACCAUGUAAUGGCUGCCACAAGAGCCCUCAACAAGGGUGAUCACCAAAAGGCUUUCAGUGUCAUAAAUUCGUUGGAGAUUUGGAAGCUUUUGAGGAACAGAGAGCAUGUUCUUGAGAUGUUGGAGCUUAAGAUCAAGGAGGAAGCUCUUAGAACCUAUCUCUUUUCAUACUCGUCUUCGUACGAGUCCUUAAGCCUUAACCAGCUCACUACCAUGUUUGAUCUCAGCGAGCAGCAUGCCCACAGCAUUGUUAGCAAGAUGAUGAUGCAUGAAGAGCUUCAUGCUAGCUGGGACCAGCCAACAAAGUGCAUCGUAUUCCAUAGUGUGGACCAAACUAGGCUUCAGGGGCUACUCUUCCAGAUGGCAGAUAAGCUCUCGGUCCUGGUGGAGAUCAAUGAGAGGGCAUACGAGGCAAGAACUGGUGGUACUCUCGAGGGGGUACCUCCCAGGCGCAGGGGCGAGGGUCAGGAUAAUAUGGGAAAGUGGCAGGAUAACUUUGUCUCGUCACAGGGGCGGCAGGGUGGUGGCAACAGGUUUGGAUACUCCGGCAGAGGUGCAAUAUCUGGUCAAAGUGGUGGUGGACACCAGAGGGACAGGGGCAAUCAGGGUUACCGCGGGGGCUAUGGUGGCGUUUCAAGGUUUCAGGAUGCAAGGGGUCGCAACCAGUCUAUUCCAUCAGGCAGAGGUGGUGAUGGUGGUGCACGCAUGGUGAACCUGAACAGGAUGGGUAGAGUUUAGAAGUGAUAAUUUUCAGCUCGAGUAAGCCUGAAAUUCUCCUAAAAGCCAAGUUUUGAAUCACUGCUUUUUACAUAGUUUCCUGUUCUGGGCUGAGCCAUCCACCUGUUUCCUACAUUUCGUUGUAGCCUUUUAAUUUAAGGGGCUAGGAAAUUGAACUAAGAGUUUGGUACUGUUUCGUGGGAGUGUGACUUCACUCCAAUAUUUGAUAUCUAUCUGUGACACUUGCUAUAACCUGUACUUUUCUUGUUUGUGUUAUGUGGUUUUUAUUUGGUUAUGAAAAAUAAAAAGGCAUGUCGCAGAUAGAAGAUCGUUAUUCUA
Molecule: messenger RNA, 7132 nt
Organism: Zea mays
Lineage: Eukaryota; Viridiplantae; Streptophyta; Magnoliopsida; Poales; Poaceae
Product: Eukaryotic translation initiation factor 3 subunit C
Exons: 4
Coding region: 4022-6814 (930 amino acids)
Biological process (GO): translational initiation
Cellular component (GO): eukaryotic translation initiation factor 3 complex
Molecular function (GO): translation initiation factor binding; RNA binding; translation initiation factor activity
Source: RefSeq, a predicted model, not a curated record